This is a messenger RNA of Amoebophrya sp. A25, 2627 nucleotides long. Lineage: Eukaryota; Dinophyceae; Syndiniales; Amoebophryaceae. The record is from the annotation of a GenBank genome assembly.
CGCAAGUGAAUAGAACUCCCAACGUGAUCAAUUGAGGGAACGAACAAGAAGAAGAAGAUGUUGCGGCUUCUGCAACAUUGUUCAGCACUAGUGCUCUUAUUCAUGAUUCUCCUGGCUUCUACGGCGCCAUACGUAGUCCUCGCUCAAGCUCGACUACGUUUCCCAUUAAGCGAGCCGCCGAACGACCUUUUGGCUGCCUUUCCUGAUAAAUUUGCGCAUCAUCCGACAACCUCCCGACGCUUGAAAAGUGACCUUUUCAGCUUUCUCACCUCUAGCGAGUUCUGUGGAAGCCACUACGGCUCGGAUGUGGUGGAAGAUGGGGAUGACAAGGAAGUAGGAGGUAGAGGUGUUGGAACGACGAUUAUAGAUUAAGGCGCGUUUCUUUGGGGGCCUAAAUUUUCUCAACUUUCCACUAUGAUUCAAGAUGAGCGAUCCAUCGUGAGAAACACACAUUGCUCAAGAUGGAUAAGAAUCGCAUAGACUGACAGAGUUAGUUAGCUCGUCUAGGGUAGGAAUGACCACCAAAGACGGAUGAUGAUGAUGAUCUUCUAAGUAGAGCUGGGAUGCCAUCAUGGGCAUACUAGUGCUAUUCUCGCUAGUGCCCUGAAGAUGUGCAAGGGAAAGGAAGGAAAACUAAUCCUCAUCGACAAAGAAGUCUCGCAUUUGCGGAAAAGCGCGAAGACAGUACGUGAAAUCGCAAAGAGUACACGAGAGGCACUUGGCGGUGACACCAAUAGUGGUAUCCCAGAACCGGCACUGUUACGCCUAGACUCUCUUCGAACCGAGUGGGCUGCGAUGUUGGAAGCGGAGCGAGGAAACAUUGGGCUCAUUUUGAUCGAUGGAAAUCACGAUGAAAGCUAUGUAUGGUUCGGGGGGAAGUAUGAAAAUCUGUAGGUUACAAAUACAAUUUGAUUUUCAGUGUUAAUUAGAGUUGGUAGGCCUAGAAUAAUUUUUAUUUUAUGCACUGUUCUCUUUGCCACAAGCUUAUUUUAUGAUUUUUGUUCUGCAUCAUGCUCCUGAGCAACCUGACCAACAUCGUCAAUUUUCAUCACCCCAUUUUCAUCCUUCGUGCGUGCCGAUGCCGAACGUGCUGUCGCAUUGAAACCUCGCUUCGUCCUUUUCGACGAUGCUCUUGAACCUGGGGUGAGAACGGUGAUCAAGUCUCUGUUUGACCCACUGCGCAACGUUUUUUCUGACUGUUGGGAUAUUGGCUGGCGGAGAGGAUGGACAAAGUUCUUUGCUGACUCCGACUUCUCAGCAAAGGAAGGCGUGGGCCUGUUCGGCUUGGGAGCUGAUUACUUCCACGACAAAGGUACAACUAGUGCAACUCCGGAAGCAGCAGAAGUAGAGACAAGGAGUAUAAUGGCCUCGACUUCUGUAGAAGAGUCCGCUUUCAAUGAAGAAGAUUCUACGACAAUAUCGCCGUUCGGUCUGACAGCCGCAUUGUGGGGCAAGGCAGCUCUGGCUUCGUCUACAUCAAGAAGCGGCAUUAUCAGUGUAGUUUUCGAUGGAAAUCUGACAGUUUCGGAGCUGUUUCAACCUGUGGCAGCACUUGGUGCUAGUGACGCAACAUCAGCAUCUGGUGAAAAGAAGACAUCAACUACAUCGAAGCUAGUGCGUGCUAUGAUCCCCAACGACGAUAUUUUGCGAUGGAAUCUGGAGGAACCUGGGAGUGAGGCAGUAUUGUGUAAGGUGAACCAGCAGUAUGACGAAGAUGAAAUAAGACCUUCUAGACCAGGUAGGAGCGCUCCUCCUUCGGAUCUUCAGGAUAGGAAUGACGUAGUCAGCAAGGUCACAGCAAGUAGUCAGCAAGGUCACACUGUUGAGAUGGUGGAGUUACCUCGGAGUUUGUGGCUGCUGGCUGGUUCGGAGGAAGAGGGAAGCCCUGUAGAUGAUCAGGGUCUCUCAACUGAUGAGCACCUAGGCGACCCUCGAGACGUGCGACAGCUGCGUGUGUUGCGGUCUGCUGCAGGGAAAGGUGAAGAUGGCGCACGAACAAGGUUAAGGCUACAAAGAUCUGAGAAUUUGAAUAGAGAAUGAAAUUAAGAUGGGACUUCAGGUGCAGCUACAACUUACUCACCUUCUAACAAAAGAAGCCGCUAUUUCCUACGACGGCCAACUAACAGGAAGGCCAGACCAAACGCGCGUAUUCGCUCUCCUAGAUUCCGAUUGGCUUAAUCACAAGCUAGACGCUGUAAAAGUCGACGCUCAAUUAUGGCUCUAUGGAGACAAUUCUGUCUCUUGCACCCUUCCCGGUUUACGACCGAAGACUUUACUUGCGAAGUACUUACCCGAAGGCGCAGUCUAUGACAGUACCAACAAGCCUAGACCAGUUAUUCUCUUUCCGCCAGACUUGGACUCGAUAGCGUUCAGCAUAGAGUGGAAUGCAGCGAGAACGGCCUUUAGGAUGGACCAACUAGACGUGAUAACUGGAGAAUACCAACACACAAGCUACGUUUGCAUUUUGUUUGAUCUGCUGCUAGGACCUAUUCGGGAUGCAGUUAGCGAUUUUGUGUGAAAAAUGAUGAACAUGGUACUAGCUGUAGACAUCGCUGUUUAAGAUCACUACAGCUCACCAAUUAUGAAGUCGCAUUGCUGCAUGAGUAAAAUGGUCUCAUCACGUUAAU